GUCUGAUCUGGCUUUCAGAUUCAGGGUUCGAUUUCGUCUUGCCAAUUUUUAGGUUAUAAUUUUGUAUAUUCUUAGGUGAGAUUAUAAUCUUAUUUGAACAAUAUAAUGGCAGAAACUUCCACUGAAAAAUUAUCAAAAAAUGAACUGAAACGGCGUUUGAAAGCCGAACAGAAAUUAAAAGAAAAAGCAGAGAAGGCUUCUCAGCAACCUAUAAACAUAGAAAAAAAAUCACCAAAAGAAGAUGAAGAAAUAAGUCCUAAUGAAUAUUACAAAUUGAGAACUGCUGCUGUGGCAGCACUCAAGAAUGGUUCCAAGGAAGACCACCCAUAUCCUCAUAAAUUUACAGUUACAAUUUCACUCGAAGAGUUUAUUGAAAAGUACAAUAAUUUAAAUAGUGGAGAUGUUCUUGAAAAUGUUACUUUGUCGGUAGCUGGCAGAAUUCAUUCUAUAAGAGAGUCUGGUGCAAAACUCAUUUUCUAUGAUUUAAGAGGAGAAGGUGUAAAGAUCCAGGUAAUGGCUAAUGCCAAAAUGUAUGAGUCUGAGGAAAAAUUCAUAAAGGACACUGAUAAAUUACGAAGAGGUGACAUAAUUGGGUGUGUGGGUCAUCCAGGUAAAACUAAGAAAGGAGAAUUAUCUAUUAUCCCUAAAAUAAUAAAAUUGCUAUCUCCCUGCCUUCAUAUGUUGCCACAUUUACACUUUGGUCUUAAAGACAAGGAAACCAGAUUUAGAAAGAGGUACUUGGAUCUCAUAUUAAAUGAUAAGGUGAGACAAACAUUUUACACAAGAACAAAAAUUAUUUCAUAUGUAAGAAGAUUCUUAGACAACCUUGGCUUUUUGGAAAUUGAGACUCCAAUGAUGAAUAUGAUACCAGGUGGUGCUACAGCCAAGCCUUUCAUUACACAUCACAAUGAUUUGAAUAUGGAUCUGUUUAUGAGAAUAGCUCCAGAGUUGUAUCAUAAGAUGUUAGUUGUUGGUGGCUUGGAUCGAGUCUAUGAAAUAGGUAGACAGUUCAGAAAUGAGGGUAUUGACUUGACUCACAACCCUGAAUUUACUACUUGUGAAUUUUAUAUGGCGUAUGCUGAUUACCAUGACUUGAUGUCCAUUACUGAAAGCAUGAUUUCUGGGAUGGUAAAGAGUAUUCAUGGCAGCUACAAGGUGAAAUAUCAUCCUGAUGGACCAGAGGGUGAAGAAGUUGAAAUCGAUUUUACUCCACCAUUCGCUCGUGUCCCCAUGAUUGCUACCCUUGAAAAAGAACUAAAAGUUAAAAUGCCACCAGCUGACCAACUUGAUACAGCUGAAGCCAAUGUAUUUUUGAGUCAACUUUGUGAAAAACAUGAGGUAAGGUCAGAUUGCUCCAUCACUGAAACUUAG
Zerene cesonia (dogface butterfly) is the source of this 1371-nucleotide messenger RNA. Its product is annotated as lysine--tRNA ligase-like. Bases 106 to 1371 code for a protein of 421 amino acids. The record is from RefSeq and is a predicted model, not a curated record. Gene Ontology annotation, cellular component: cytoplasm; mitochondrion; aminoacyl-tRNA synthetase multienzyme complex. Gene Ontology annotation, molecular function: tRNA binding; lysine-tRNA ligase activity; ATP binding. The transcript is spliced from 5 exons. Lineage: Eukaryota; Metazoa; Arthropoda; Insecta; Lepidoptera; Pieridae. Gene Ontology annotation, biological process: lysyl-tRNA aminoacylation.